Messenger RNA from Gastrolobium bilobum, 2706 nucleotides. Its product is annotated as AT-rich interactive domain-containing protein 1-like. The transcript is spliced from 3 exons. The record is from RefSeq and is a predicted model, not a curated record. Bases 164 to 2236 code for a protein of 690 amino acids. Gene Ontology annotation, molecular function: DNA binding. Lineage: Eukaryota; Viridiplantae; Streptophyta; Magnoliopsida; Fabales; Fabaceae.
UUGAGAUUUUGAAGAAGAGGGUCUGCGUCUGUUGAAAACUUGAAAUUUAGCCCCUUCCCUCUCUUUCUCUCUCUCUUUGCAAUUAACAUCAUUGUAGAGAGAGAGAGAGAAACACAGCGCGGGAUAUGAAACAUUUUUUCCUUAUACAAAAUGGUGGAAGAGCAUGCAAGCCCAGAGCUUGCUCCAAAAAACCCUAGCUAGUUCUAGAUCCUCACCCUUUUCUAUUCUCCCGCCAAAAUCCAUUUUUGAGCAAAACCCAGAUUCUGAAUCGGGUUUGAAUUCGAAAUCCAUGGCAGGGUGGUCGCUGUUGGAUGACGGGGUUCUCGUUGAAGAUAAAGGUGUCGUUGUUGGAGUGUCAUACGACAAGACUCGGUGCCGUUUUGGGGUAUUCCUUGUUGAGUUCCUGAGGGAGAUCUGUCCCCUGAAUAGUUCUCUGUCUUUUCCUCCAAUGCUAGGUGAUGGGCAGCAUGUGGAUUUGUACAAGCUGUUCAUGGUUGUGAAGGGGAAAGGUGGGUACGAUGCUGUUUGCGAUGGGAAGUUGUGGGAUGUGGUUGGGGAGGAAUCUGGGUUGGGUGUGAGUGUUGGUUCUUCUGUGAAGCUGGUUUAUAGUAAGUACUUGAGUGCUUUGGAUGCUUGGAUGAAGAAAGUUGCUGACAGUAAGGUACCCUUUGAGCGUAGUUUGGUGGAUGAUAAGGAUAAGUUCGGUAGGCAUUUGAUGGAGUUGCAAGCCGAGGUGAAAGGGUUGUUGUCGGAUUGUGCCACGGAGGAUGAGGUCGCCGGAGAGGAGUUCAAGAGUGGAUUUGAUGAUGAAUACAAGGAUGGGAGGGUGUUGUGUGGUACUAAUGGGAUGAAGGGUUUGAAUCUAGAGUCUAAUGGUGACGAAGAAGUGAGGAAUGGAGGAUGUCCGGAUUCAGAAAUGCUGGACCACAGGAUGAAUGAGUCUGUUCUUGGAAACUUAUGCGAGGGAAAUGAUGCAAUAGUAGUACUGGAUGAGUUUGAUGGAGAAAAAAUGUCUGUGGAGCCGACAGUGGAUGUAUCUGAUGCGGGGAACAGCAGUAUGCCUGGAUUGUUGAGUGAAGGCGAGAAGUGUGACGAUGAUGAUGGUGAUUUGGUGGUAUUGGAUCCAUCUUCUGGUGAUACAGAGAGUACUGGUGGUUGUAAGAGGAAGAGAGAGUCUAUGUUGGAUUUGCUGAGUUGGAUUACUCGUGUUGCUAGGAAUCCUUGUGAUCCUGUGGUUGGUUCUAUACCUGAAAAGCCGAAGUGGAAGUCUUGCAGUAAUCAGGAGAUCUGGAAGCAGGUUUUGUUGUUUCGAGAGUUUGUGUUUCUCAAAAGGGAUUUUGAGGCUACCAGUGAAAAUCGUAGUUGGCAGACGCAGAAGAUGCAUCCGAGCUUGUAUGAUGAUCACCUUGGGGCAACUUAUAAUCUUAGGGAGAGGUCGAAAUGUGACAAGAAGACUUUAUUUCCAAAACCUACAUCAGCUGUACGAAGCUCUUCAGAGUCAUCUGUAGGAACCGGAGUAGAUUUCAAUAGAACACCAAGUCCUCAUACUGAAGAUCGUGCUGAGAAACAGUUUCUUCAUUCCUCUGAUGUACAUUCAGGUCUUGAUGGAUGUGUGAGAGUGAUCAUUCCUUUGGGUCCAAAUCAUCAAGCUGAAGUACCAGAAUGGACUGGCAUGACUUCUGAAAGUGAUUCUAAGUGGUUGGGGACCCAAAUAUGGCCUACAGACAAAGUAAAUUCUAGAUUUCUUAUUGAAAGGGACCCCAUGGGAAAGGGAAGACAAGAUUCUUGUGGCUGCUCAGUACCAGGUUCUGUUGAGUGUAUCAGAUUUCACAUUAGUGAGAAAAGGUCUAAAGUCAAGCUGGAACUGGGUUUGGCUUUUUUUCAAUGGAAUUUUGACAAGUCAGGUGAAGACGUUGCGAAAUUGUGGAAGGAUGAAGAUGAGAAAAAAUUCAAGGAAGUAGUGCAAUCAAACCCUCCAUCAUCUGAGAGUUAUUUUUGGGAUCAUAUUUUUCCAUCAUUUCCUCAUAAGAGCAGGGAAGAUUUAGUUAGCUACUACUUCAAUGUCUUUCUUUUGCACCGCCGAGGAUACCAGAAUAGGCAUACUCCGGACAACGUUGACAGUGAUGAUGAUGGAUCCGAAUGUGGGCCAUUGAGGAAUGUUUUUGGACAUCAAACACAGAAAUCACGCAGCUCCAUCUUAUUAACCCCCAAAAAGCCACAGACAAAGGGAAGAUAGCAAGUAAAUGUUUGCCAAAAUAGGACCUUCGUUGAGAAUGUAAGUUUUGAGUUUUCACAAAUUUGUGCAUCUUCACCGUGGCAGUUUUCAGUAUCAAGGAUCUGUCCCUCCUUGUUUAGAGUAUAGUCAUCAUUGCAUUUUGGGGAGUAAAAAAUUGGAACCUAAAAGGUUGAUUUGGUGUAGGGUCAAUUUAGGAGAGAUGAUGUCUUUGGUGGUGGGAGCAGGAAAAAUUUGAGCAGCUUAGAAGUUUGAGUUGAUUUUAGUUUUACAUGCUUCCGAUUUUGAUAUGUACCUUCUCUGUGUCCACAAUGAUAUAUAGCAGCCAAAGAUUGCACACUUUAUUUUUUUCACCUGGUCUUGAUUGCAAGGUUUUACUUAAAACAGAAGCCUUAGGAUUAUAGAUCAACAUUUCAUUGUAGAGGGUCAUGAACAAAUACAUCAAAGUGCAAUUUCAAUUUGUAGCUUUUCAU